UUGAGGCUGCAUUCACGAGAUGUACAGUUAUGUUGGUACUGUCGUAAUUUGGUUGAGAAGGGGUGAGCAGCCACUUUUUGCAACAUCCCAUGUUAGGAAUAUUUUGAUUUCAAGGGCCCUUGUAGGCUGUUUUUCUUUGUCCAGUUUUGUAUAUUGUGUUCAGAGGUUGCCUUUCUCUCAGGCUAUUGUAUUAAAUUUAACAACUCCUAUUAUGGCAUCAAUUAUAGCAAGGAUCUUUUUGCAUGAGAAGUUGAAAAUUGCAGACAUUUCAGGCCUUGCUUGCAGUUUCUUUGGUGUGCUCUUCAUUUUCCAUGAAAUGCUUGCUACGCAAGGACAGCUAGUUAAAGCUGAGGAGCAAAGAGAUGCAAAUUAUAAAGGAAGUCAUCUAUUUGCAGUAUUACUUGGUCUCGUUUCAUCAAUUACUGGCGGAGCCAGCUACUGCCUUAUAAGGGCUGGAGCAAAAGCUUCUGAUCAGCCACUGGUAACCGUCCUUACAUUUAGCAUGCUGGCUAGCCCGGUGAUGGCCAUAUGUACAUUUUUCUUUGAGGAUUUUGUGCUCCCAGGAUUUCAAUCAAUUAUACUCAUGCUUGUACUUAGUGUUCUUGCCUUCUUUGCCGAGGUAUUGUUAGCACGUGGACUGCAACUUGAGAGGAUUGGGAAAAUUGUCAAUCUCCUAUACUUGGAGGUGGAAUUAUCACAAUUGUGGAGGCUUGCUUUUUCAAGAGCGGCUCCAUCUUUCAGUCAGGUUAUUGGAUUGUUACUUGUUAUUGUUUCUGCAUGUUGUACUUUGUAUUUGGGACCUGAUAAAGAGUUGGAAUGAUAGAUUUAAAUCAGCUAUUUGUGUUAGGAUUUAGUUGCUGUCAUUUGUUGUAUUGGACUUGGAUCCUCUAAAUUUGAGGAUGGUAAACCUGAGUACAUUUUACUAUAUUCGGAAAGAUAAAAGAGAACCAAAAGAGCUUAUAUUUCCCCACCAAAAAAAAAAAAGAAAAAAGAAAAAAGAAAGAAUAGGGAAAAUUACUCA
Messenger RNA from Prosopis cineraria, 1021 nucleotides. RefSeq lists its product as uncharacterized. The transcript is spliced from 8 exons. Bases 20 to 820 code for a protein of 266 amino acids. The record is from RefSeq and is a predicted model, not a curated record. Gene Ontology annotation, cellular component: membrane. Lineage: Eukaryota; Viridiplantae; Streptophyta; Magnoliopsida; Fabales; Fabaceae.